Molecule: messenger RNA, 1432 nt
Organism: Drosophila rhopaloa
Lineage: Eukaryota; Metazoa; Arthropoda; Insecta; Diptera; Drosophilidae
Product: serine protease 7-like
Exons: 3
Coding region: 52-1305 (417 amino acids)
Biological process (GO): proteolysis
Molecular function (GO): serine-type endopeptidase activity
Source: RefSeq, a predicted model, not a curated record
AGCUGGAAACGAUCCAACUCGGAAGUUAUCGUUACUAAAAUAUAAGCAAAAAUGAAAGUGUUCGCGGCGGUUUUUCUUUGUAUUCUGAUUGCCCACGAGGCCAAAGCCCAGUAUGCGCGAUGCGUGAAUCCCAACCAAAGGCAGGGACUCUGUGUGCACAUAAACGAGUGCCAGACUCUGUAUUCUGUGUUGCAGCAGGACAGAUUGACCGAUCUGCAGAGGAAGUUCAUUAAGUCCUCGGCCUGUGGAAUGGGCGCUGAUAAUCUUCCCUUUGUCUGCUGCACUCAGGAUACGGGUUAUGUCAGGAACCAACGCAGAACUAUCUCUUUUCCGGACUACGAUGGCUUCGGUGGCGAUUGGGAGGAGGAGAGGUCGAAGAGUUUUGGCUUUUCCAGGCAAGAAAAUCGUCCAUGGAGCUUUGGAGAUCAGCAGGGCAGGGAAAGGAAUUCAGUCCAGAGGACGUCGACUGGUGUUGAUGGCUCCAGCUUGCUUCCCCAACCGCCCUCCUGCGGGGGCGUGGCCAUCAGGAAUCGGAUUUAUGAUGGCAAGGACACCGAUCUCAAUGAAUUCCCCUGGAUGGUUUUGUUGGAGUAUCGCAAUCGAAACGGGGGUCUGUCCACCAGCUGCGCAGGAUCCCUGAUCAAUCAGCGUUAUGUCAUCACAGCUGCCCAUUGUCUAACUGGAAGAAUCGAACGCGAAAUCGGACCACUUGCCUCCGUGAGAUUGGGCGAGCAUGACACACGUACGGCCGUGGAUUGCCCAGCCGGCGGAGGAAGUUGCGCCCCGGAGGUUCAGCGUUUGGGCUUCGACGAGAUCCGGGCCCACGAAGGAUAUAGCGAGCAGUCCAAGAACCAAGUGCACGAUAUUGGUUUGAUUCGUUUGGAGCGGAAUGUCCGCUACUCGGAUAACAUUCGACCUAUUUGCUUGCCCUCGUCUGUGGGUCCGGAGGCGCGGCAAGUCGGUCAGCAAUUCACGGUGGCUGGAUGGGGCCGUACUCUCAAGAUGGCCCGUAGUCCGAUCAAGCAAAAGGUGACCCUCAACUAUGUGGACCCCGCCAAGUGUCGCCAAAGGUUCUCGCAGAUCAAGAUCGCCGUGGAAUCCACUCAACUCUGUGCCGGCGGACAGUUCCGACAGGACAGCUGCGAUGGCGACUCCGGCGGACCUCUGAUGCGAUUCCGUGGCGAUUCCUGGGUCCUGGAGGGCAUCGUGUCCUUUGGCUACAAGUGCGGUCUGAAGGAUUGGCCCGGUGUCUACACGAACGUUGCUGCGUACGACAUCUGGAUCAGGCAGAAUGUGCGGGCUUAGAAGCGAUUCAAACUUACUCAAGCUCAAAGCCAAAAUUGUGAUCUUAACUAUACUAAGUUUAGCAUAAAACUUACCAUAGAAUUGUAUAACCCUUUGGAAUAUUUAUAAAAAUUUUACAUAAAUCAGA